AGCGCAGGCAGUGGCUCUUGGCGGCGGGCAGGCGGCUUCCCCUCGCGCUCCUCCGCUAGUCCGGCACAGUCCCCGCUCCGCCCGCCCUCCUCCCCUCAGUCCCGGGUCCCUUGCGCCCCGCCGCAGGCCCGGCCCCGAAGCACCUGGACGCAGAGCGGCAGAGCAGCAGCGCGGUCGGCGCGCGAUGGCUCCCUGGCUCGGGCUGGUCGUGCUGCUGGGCAGCUGGAGCCUGGGGCCCUGGGGCGCCGAGGCGUGCACGUGCUCGCCCAGCCACCCCCAGGACGCCUUCUGCAACUCCGACAUCGUGAUCCGCGCCAAGGUGGUGGCCAAGAAGCUGGUGAAGGAGGGGCCCUUCGGCACCAUGAUCUACACCGUCAAGCAGAUGAAGAUGUACCGAGGCUUCACCAAGAUGCCGCAUGUGCAGUACAUCCACACGGAGGCGUCAGAGAGCCUCUGCGGCCUGAAGCUGGAGGUCAACAAGUACCAGUACCUGCUGACAGGCCGCGUCUAUGACGGCAAGAUGUACACGGGGCUCUGCAACUUUGUGGAGCGGUGGGACCAACUCACCCUCUCCCAGCGCAAGGGGCUCAACUACCGCUACCACCUGGGCUGCAACUGCAAGAUCAAGUCCUGCUACUACCUGCCCUGCUUUGUGACAUCCAAGAACGAGUGCCUGUGGACCGACAUGCUGUCCAACUUUGGCUACCCCGGCUACCAGUCCAAACACUAUGCCUGCAUCCGGCAGAAGGGUGGCUACUGCAGCUGGUACCGGGGCUGGGCGCCCCCGGACAAAAGCAUCAUCAACGCCACAGACCCCUGAGCCCGACUCUCCCACCGCGCAUCCCUCCCUCCCCGCUGAGCUCCCCUCGGACACUAACUCUUCCCAGAUGAUGACAAUGAAAUUAGUGCCUGUUUUCUUGCAAAUUUAGCACUUGGGACACUGAAGGAGAAGUCUGUGCUGUCCGUGGAGUUGACCUGGGACUGUCCUCCUGGCCCCACCCCAAGCCUCUCUCCUUGCUUUUGACCGCAGCCAUUCCCACCCUGGCCAGGCCAGAAAGAAGGAGGAAUGUAGACUCCUCUUCCUUGUGAUAUAUAAUCUAUAUUUUUUUAGGAAAACAAAAAUCAAAAAAUCUACCCCCUUUGGUCAUUGUAACAGCUCCUCCUCUUUCUUCUUCCUGCUUGACAUCUCCCUUCCCUCCCCCUGUACCCGCUUAUCGACCCAGCACAUUGAGGACGCAGACAGGAAAUUGCUGAAGCCAACUGCUUCCGGGUCAGUCCGGCCAGCUGACAGCUAGACCCCAGGUAGGCGGAAGAGCUUGUACCCAGAGGAGACGGGGCUGCAUGUCCCCAAGAGGGCGUGGCUGUGUCUCUCUGCACAUCAGAGCAGGCUGUAGGAGAGGGUGUGACAGGGCACAGCACAGUCCCCAGCCGAGAUGCUGGGCUGCCCAGCUGUUUGUGAGUCUGGGUUCAGCUUAGGCUGGAAGCACAGUGCUGGCUCAGAUGGUCAAGACAUAGACAUUGCCUGAGGCCGGGCAGCAUCCUGCCUUGUGCAGCUUGGGUGAGAGGCUGAGAGGAAUGUCCUUCCUCCCCUGCCUCCCUCCCAGGAGAGCCCUCUGCCACGCCGAGGGAGGCUCGUGGAGCCGCGUCUGUGUGAGUGGGGGAGACACACUGCAUGCACCACCCGCAGACAUAGGCAGGUGGACUUGGGUAGGGAAUGCUGUUUCCGGAGUAGUGUGUAGCUCACCGGGGACGCGUCUGUAUCCACACUGCAUCUACCUACGUGUGUGGGGGCAUAAGCUAAUUUUCUACAGGACGCAGAAUUCUCUUCAAUGCUGUUAAAUACGCCAACAGUUUAAUCUCUUCUAUUUUGUUGUUGUUGCUUGUUGGAAGAAAAUCAUGACAUUCCAAGUUACGUUUUUCACGUUAAUUAAAAAUUGAGAUUCUACACACCCUCGGCACCCUCUUUUCCCUGCGCUUGGGGUCACCCAGCCUCUGUCCCUCUCUUCCCUCCCCCUUCACCUUUGGGGGCCUUCACUUAACUGCCUUACUGGCUUGGCGGACAGCAGGUGACAGUUGCUCUGGGCGAGGGUCUUAGCACAGGAGGGACCGCCAUGUCCUGCCUGGUGCUAAGGCCACCUUUCUCUCCCGGGUUUGGGGACAGCCUGCUCCCCUUCCCCAGCUCAUGGCUGCUGAUGCCACCUCCUGAGGUCCUCGCCCGGUGGGGUGUUGAUGGGUGGUCACCGGGGAAGCCUGACUCUGCAAGCAACUGUAGGAUUCUGUUGUAUUUUUUGAAAUAAAACUAUAAUAUAAAUUCUCCUAUUAAAUAAAAUUAUUUUAAGUUUCAGUGUCACAAGUGAGAUGCUGAGAGUGACAGUGCAUAUGUUACAGAGCUGGGGAGAAGAUGGUGACAUUGAACACGAUUGCUUUCUGUCUUUUUCUCAGAUUUUGGGGAUUUAUCCUCUAUUAGUAUUCAGAUCUUCAUUCCAUUUUAGGAAACAGAGCUGCCAACGGAAGUAAGAGAGAAAAAAGACAAGUCACAGUGACACACACGCACACAUGCAUACACACACACACACACACACACACACACACACACACGUCCAGGCCAGGAACAGCAUGGAGUUGGGGUUCCUCAGGACCGGCUCCAGUACCUGCUCACUUCCCUGUGGUCUGUACCGGGACAGGAGGAGGUGGGGACUGGCCUCUAAUGGCAGUGGGAGCAGAAAGAGCUCAGGUCUGCACCCCCAGUUUAAGGGGUGAGCCCCAGAUCUGGUGCUUGGGAUUGUCUUCAUUUCAACCUCUGAGGCUGCACGACGGAACUCUACCGGGUACCCUCCUGACAUAGGCAUCAGCGUCUCUCCUGUGAGGCACCUGGCCAAUCCCUGUCCCAGGAUGAUCACCCCAUUCACACAGUAAGGCGCUUGGGGUGAGAUUUGGAGUUUCCCAACUGUAGAGUAAAUAACCGGCGGAACCACAGCCCCAACUGUCAGGCUUGGGGGGUCCUGGGCCCUGGGGGUCUUUUGCAAAAUGAGGUGUCAGAGGGCAGGUUUUGAGCUUCCUAUAAGCUAUAGCUUUGUUUAUUUCACCUGUUCACUUACUGUAUAAUUUAAAGUCAUUUAUGUAGCCGAGGCACUUCUGUAUUGCAAUCAUAUCAUGAAUGCUUUAUUUUGCUAGAUCUCGUGUCAUGUGUAGGCUGUAAUAUGUGUACACUGUGUCUAAGAGAAAAAACCUGAUCUCCACAUGCCACCAUUUUCCUGAAUCAAAUUUUACAGUGGAACGGAGGCUAAAAGACUUGUACUUGGGCAGGCAGUGAGACUGGCAGUCUGGGGACUAGAAGGGACAGAGCCUCUUCCACCCCCCUCCCUGUCGGAAUCCCAGGGAUUCCCCCAGUAGGAAGGAGAACGGAAAAGAUAGAAAGUGCAUGUGUGCCCUUGUUCUGUAUCAGCUGGCCCGGAUCACCAGCCGCCUACUCCCUCUUCCCUGCCCAAGUCCUUCCUCCACUUGAUCUGGAAGCCAGGAUUUCUCCCGAAAGUCCAGGGCCGUGAGAACUGUGAUUCCAAGUUCUCUUUGCUUCCUCUGGGCAUCUCUGCAGCCUCCAAAGAAGCUAUGUGCCCAGGCGCUUGUCUGCCAGGCUAGUGGUCUGUGAUGGCCAGGAGCCAUGCUAAGUGGCCCUGGGCCUCACCAUCCCAGCCCAACAGACCUCACAGUGCCAGUGAUAGCCCACAAACUCCAGUUUCAUACUGUGGUUCUUGAACAAUGAAAGAAACCAACGACUUCUUCCAUAGCUCUUCUGGGAGGUCCCGUGGCCCACCCUGCCUCAGCCCUUCCUUUUCCUCUUGUGCAUGGUGAUCAGCAGUGCAGAUUGCCCAAGAUGACACUUGAGUGUUGGCUCCUGGCUACCUAAAGCAAAAAUAUCACUUAGAGUAUUCACAUCACAGAGAAGCGGCAUCAAAACCUAGUGGCAAAAGCACAACAAAGGUGGUGCAGGGGAGUGGGGAUCAACUGCUUUGAAAUGGGCUCUCUUCGGGUGAGAGGAAGGGAUGAACACAGAGGCAUCCCUGUGCUGGGAGGGGCUUCCUUCUGAGAUUUCCCAAGCCCCAUCUUUCCCCUCCAGCCAGUCCGCCGUGCCGAAACCCAGACGCAAUGGAGAGAAACCAACCAGAGAAAACCCUGUCUGGAAGGAAUGUAUUUGUUGCUAAAUUUUGUAGCACUGUUUACAGUUUUCCUCCAUGUUAUUUAUGAAUUUUGUAUUCCGUGAAUGUACAUUGUCUUGUAACGUUGCAUAGUGUUCACUUUUUAUAGUGUGUCCUUUAUUCUAAACAGUAAACUGGUUUUAUUUCUAUCACA
Heterocephalus glaber (naked mole-rat) is the source of this 4347-nucleotide messenger RNA. RefSeq names its product TIMP metallopeptidase inhibitor 3 (gene Timp3). The record is from RefSeq and is a predicted model, not a curated record. Gene Ontology annotation, cellular component: extracellular matrix. Gene Ontology annotation, biological process: response to hormone; negative regulation of membrane protein ectodomain proteolysis; negative regulation of endopeptidase activity. Lineage: Eukaryota; Metazoa; Chordata; Mammalia; Rodentia; Bathyergidae. Gene Ontology annotation, molecular function: metalloendopeptidase inhibitor activity; protease binding.